This is a messenger RNA of Hyla sarda, 3136 nucleotides long. RefSeq names its product epithelial cell transforming 2 like (gene ECT2L). The record is from RefSeq and is a predicted model, not a curated record. Gene Ontology annotation, molecular function: guanyl-nucleotide exchange factor activity; protein binding. Bases 1 to 3054 code for a protein of 1017 amino acids. The transcript has 22 exons. NCBI's taxonomy places the organism in Eukaryota, Metazoa, Chordata, Amphibia, Anura, Hylidae.
AUGACCAGUCCAUGGAGACACAGUCCACAUAGUAUUAAGCAAUGGCAGCUGAAAAGCCUUGGCCUCCAAGGUGGAGAGACGGAGAUGGCAAUCAAAGACAUCAACCUGGAUCAGACUGUGAGAAGCCAGACGAGAUUUAGUGCCUGGACACCAAAGGCAAGCAAGUUGGCCAACAAGCAGCUAUUUAAUGAAAGAGUUAAUCUCGUAGGACACUGGUAUGAUCUAUGGACCGAUAAACAGCGCAAACAAUUCCUACAUGCCAUUUUAACAAAGAGCAGCAAGUCACAGCUAAAAUUUGUUCAGGACUGGUUUUCUGAAGAGGUUCCUGUUACCAAGGUAGAUUUUACCACAGUCAUACCAAGGAUUCUCUCUCUGUACAUCUUCUCUUUCCUCAAUCCUCAUGACCUGUGUUCUGCAGCACAAGUCUCUUGGCACUGGAAAUUCCUCUCUGAACAGGAUUGCCUAUGGAUGCCAAAAUGCACUAAGUUUGGCUGGUUUUUGCCUUAUACUCCAGCAGACAAUGAGUAUAGCGCAUGGAAAAGACAUUAUAUUUCUUGUGCAUGCAGUCUAGAUUAUCUGACACCAAGGGAAGCUGCUGAAACAUAUGGAACAUUAAACGAGACAAAUAAAAAUACAGAGGAGCAAAACGAAAAACUACAGGAAAAAUGGCUACGCAGGAUGCUUCAUGAAAGGCUAGCGCUGGAAAAAAGAGAGCUUUUUAAUAACAGACCUCCUUGGAUGAGUGGCACAUGGAAAUCAGCAAUAAAAUCCAGAUUAUCACUAACUUCAUCAAUGAGUAUGACUGACCAGGCUGCUUUGCAGGCAGCACUCUGGCUUAUGAAGGGUCAAGACAAAGGCUCACAAAGAGCUCUUACAAAUCGGAUGAAAGAAGAAGAAAGCCAGACUCCCAGUUUCACUUUAGCUCUGGAAAAGAAACUUGUAGAGCAGUCCGUAAACUCUCUGCCUAAAAGGAAGAAUGUAGGUGGGCCUGACAAGUACCCACCAACAUCCAGUCGUCAAUGCCGCAGUAUCCAGUAUCAAUAUGCACUGCCACACUCAUCUAGUCAGUUGUACCUGGUAAUAAUAUCAUCCCGUAUACCAGCAUAUGAGGUCCUUCUAGAUAGUGUUAAACCCAGUGUAAUACCUGUAGCAUAUGAUUACUAUGGGACAACACCUGAAAGUCUACUCUUCUGUGUGGAAAAGGCACUGGAAGGGCGUACAGCACAGAGCAUCGGGCUUAUUUUAGAUGGAGAUUCUCAACAUUUACACCUCAUGCAGGGUGUAAGAAUCUGUUCCCAGAGUGUCCUAAAUUCUGACAUAAGAAACUUUUGGGAAAAACUAGGGAGCUGUGUCCAGGCAGAGAAAGACGGGGGCCAUAUUGACAUAUUUGUCCCAUUGGCAGCAUCAGAAUCUGGAAUGGAAAUUCUUAGGUGUCUUUCUCAGAUAGCUGGGGUCCCCUUUUGUUCCCCAACUGGGAUCGCCACAGGGUCCUUUAAUCAUCUUCUUAGUGAAUGGCUGCCCAUACCACCAAAAAGUGGAUCCCCUCCUUUUUCAUACUUCACUGAUGUGAAACUGCAAGCCUGGUGCAGACUGGCUGAUGUCAUGGAAGAGGCGCUGCAUGUGGUCAGGAAGCAGCUGAAGAAGUAUCUGUCUGAUCUCCAGAGGAAUGUCUCUGGAAGGAUAAUAGGGCAGUUCAUGUAUGAUGCAAUGCCCAUGGUAAAGGUGGUGGUCAAUCAUGAGGUUGCUGAGGCUUUAACAGGGGCUUUGAUGGAACUUGCUAAGGAGAAGAAUGAUGAUCCUCUAGAGUUCCUUUCUGUUUAUCUGUUGAAGAAAUGUAGCAAGAACAAGGAGAACAGACAUCGGUUGCUGCUCUCGGCAGAAAAUACAGAUGAUACACUAUCAGCAUUUUUGAAGGAAGAUGAUCCUGAAAUCGAUCAUACUGACAAAGCAUCUCACUCCCAAAGUCAUUCUGAAGUCAGAUUCCAACAGCUGACAUUGCUGGAUAAGAAAUUACAAGCUGAUCCAGGGGACAAGCGAUCAAAGUUUGCUAGAGAACUUUUGAAGAGCGAGAGACAAUAUGUGCAAAUCUUAGAAAUUGUAAGAGAUGUGUAUGCUGCCCCAUUGAAAGCUGCUCUAUCAUCUAACCGAGCCAUCCUCAGCAUCGCUAAUGUGCAAAUAAUCUUCGCCGAUAUCCUUGAUAUUUUACAAGUGAACAAACAGCUGUUACAUGACUUGACUGAACGACUUCAGGAAUGGGGGCCUGCGCAGUGCUUGGGUGAUGUAUUUGUCAACUUUGCUUCAAGGCUGAAGACGUACACUAAUUUUUUUAACAACUACACAGUCAUCCUUAAAACUAUUGACAAGUGCAGAGAGGCCAUGCCUACAUUCCGAGCUUUCUUAAAAAGACACGAUCAAACGGUAUUAACUAAUAUGAUGAGUUUACAGGAAUUGUUUCUUUUCCCAUCCACUCGCUUUGAAGAAUAUGUGAAUCUCUUGUAUGCUCUUCGUCUUCAUACGCCUCCGGAACAUUCAGAUCGUAAGGACUUAAAUUCUGCUAUACUGCAACUGAAGCAAUACAAGGAUUAUAUUGGACAGCUGAAAGCAAGUCUGGAGAAGGACACCGAGCUGACACAUAUACAGAAGAUGAUUCAGGGAUGCCCGAAUCUAAUAGAAGCAAACAGACAUCUGAUACACAUUCAAGAUGUGACUCUACUGAAGUGUGCCAAUGAAGACAUAAGUGCAUCACUGAGGCUUUAUGAGCACAUCAGUGAUCUAAGUCUCUUUCUCUUCAAUGAUGCACUAGUGAUUUCAAGUCGGCACAUUUCCUAUACACCUUUCAGUCAUAGAUCAAAGACAUCCUACCAAUUUAUGGCUUCAGUAUCUCUUCCAAGAUUACUUUUAGAAGACAUCCCAGAUACAAAAUAUGUAAAGCAUGCGUUCAGUCUCCAAGGCCCAAAGCGUCAGUGGAUCUGUUCUACUAUCACAGAAGAGGAGAAAUUCACCUGGCUUUCUGCAUGUCAAAGUGCUGUCCAUGCCAGUAUUGAGAAGAGAUAAAUCCAGCUGCAAUAAUCUGGGUGUAAAUAAAAAUUUUCAUAUGGUUUCUUGAUUUUUAUUUUAAAUAAAGUUUAAACACAGU